AGCCAGGCCAUAGGAGGAACUGCACAAGCGUAUCAAAUGUCAACACGGCAUUUUUGGAAGACCGUGACCAACAACAAAAAGCACAAUGUUCGCCACAACGUAAACCAGAGGCAGAGUAACUACUGUAUUUACAUGCUGAGCAAGAGGACCUCCCCCCCGGUGGAGCUGGCUUCUCCACCCCACCCCCGGGAGUGACUCCACUAACCGGACUUUCCUCCCGGGUGCUGCCCGCAGAGGAGGAAGUAACAUCGAACGACUCACUUCUCUCCGGGAAAGGGAGAAAAAAACAACACCCCAGGAACUAGUUCGUUUUAAACGCGUUCACAACUUCUUUUUUCCUGCCCGUAUCUCCGCAAUAAUGUCCGUCCAGAGCCAGAAGACCACCACGACCACCUAUCGGACGAUGAACACGGUCUCCCCCGAGCCGGUGACCGGCAACGCAGUGCUGACCACUACCGGGACAGUCCGCCCGGCCUCUCCGCUCCAGUACGCCGUCAACGGCGGCAACUACAGCACGCUGCGUUACCUGGUGCCGGUGCAGCCGACCGUGCAGCAGCAGUCCUACGUGCUGGUGCAGCAGCCGGCGGUCAUGCAGCAGAUGAUGUCGCCCGUCUACCUGCAGGGCGUCCCCCGCGUGAGCGUCAGCAGCAUGGAUUCAGAGCUCCUGUUCCAACAGAAUUCGGAGGAGGAUGAGGAAGCGGUGGAAGUGGAGGAGGUGGAGAUCGUCAACGUAAUACAGCAAAAGCCGCCGCCGCCGCCGGCCAUCGAGAAGAUCUCCCGGACGGAGGUGAAGACCGACCUGAGCGAAGCCACCAAGAUGGACACGCGCUACUUCGCUGCCUUGCUAGCUGACGUCUACAGGAAGAACUGCGACAUCCACUCCUGCAUCUCCGAGCACGUGUCCAAGAUUCGAGGACAGACAGUGGAUCUCGGUGUUGACCAGGUGCAAGAUGUUGAGGCCAUGCUCCCCAAAGGAGCCACUGAACUGACCAAACAGCAAAUUCGUUACCUGUUGCAGACUCGCCUGACUGCGGAUAAGAGCAUGCGUCUGCUGCUGUCCACCUUCAGCAGCCUGAGAGAGGAACUCCUCCACAUGUCCGAGGACCUGCGGCGUCUGGAGAGCGAGAAGGAGGCGCUGGAACGAGAUCUGGCCUUCAAAGUGGAUCAGGCUCGCCAGUACGACAGCCUCUUGGAAGAGGUGCGCGAAAACAACAGGCAGCUUCAGGUGUCUCUGAAGGAGACCACCUCCACCCAGCGUGCCUUGGAGAGCCAGCUGAUGAGCGCCCGCAACGUCGACUCGAGCCGCGACUUCCGCAUGCGGGAGUUGGAAGGACGCAUCAGGGCUCUGGAGAAGGAGAACGAGAUUCUCCGACAGAAGCAAUUAGGCCAAUCGAACAGCAGCACGCUGCACAUCAAGACCGAGGAGCUAUCGCGGCAAUUCAACGAGCAGCUCAGCAUCAUGAAACAGGAGAAGGAGCAAGAGAUCCUGCGGCUGCGGACUCAGAUUACGAGGCUCCAGACGGAGAUCACCACCGAUAGGACGUCGUCCGCAUCGGAGAAGAGCCUCCAGCUGAAGAUCUCGGAGCUCCUCGCCAUGCUGGAGCAGCGGCAGACCACCAUCACCAGGCAGGAGGAGGAGAUCCGGAAGCUGAUGAUGGACAGAAGCAAAAACGACAACUCCAGGACAACUAAGACUAUCAUCACCAAAAGAUACAGGACCCAGUACCCGAUCCUCGGCCUGCUGGGUGACGACUACCAGGGGACCACAAGCUCGCCCAUCGGUGAAGACAAGACCGUCGUCAUUGAACGAACCGGAGAUGUUUAUCAACAGGAAUGAGGAAACAACAACGUGGAAAUCACCCGUCCUGUCCACUCCAUUGAUUCUGUAGGAUGGCUCGAACGUGGGAAUGCACCCCCAUCUUUUAUUUUGAUACUAAUACAACAAUUCUAUGCGCCCCGCCCCCCUUUUUUCUUUUUUUUUUUGCAUUGGCCAAUUAUGGGCAAACAUUGACUAGCUUUUGCAGUAGUUUAUUGAUGUUUCCCCAUACAGCAAAGGUGAAUUUGUCACUGUACAUAUUUAAAUAUAUAUAUUUCUGAGACGGUUUAGAGAAACGGGGAGCUUUGCUUUGCUGUCAGACGCUCGCUACUGUAGCAUGAAGGGAGGAGGUGCAUGGAUGUGGGUGCUUAUAGUUGUUGGAUGGAUCUUAAAGCACAACAUGAUGUUAACGGUUAUUUCCUUUUGUGUUUGGAGUGUAGUGAAAGUGUUUUGUUUUGUUUUUUUGUCCGCUGGAAGCUGUGCAACAGCCUGGUUAGUAUGGGAUGCUAACUCUUUAGCAAUAAAAGUGCUUUACAAAAGA
Molecule: messenger RNA, 2357 nt
Organism: Hippocampus zosterae (dwarf seahorse)
Lineage: Eukaryota; Metazoa; Chordata; Actinopteri; Syngnathiformes; Syngnathidae
Product: protein POF1B-like
Exons: 13
Coding region: 359-1837 (492 amino acids)
Biological process (GO): bicellular tight junction assembly; actin filament organization; epithelial cell morphogenesis
Cellular component (GO): adherens junction; actin filament; bicellular tight junction
Molecular function (GO): actin filament binding
Source: RefSeq, a predicted model, not a curated record